Nycticebus coucang (slow loris) is the source of this 3376-nucleotide messenger RNA. It is a transcript of the gene MECR, whose product is annotated as mitochondrial trans-2-enoyl-CoA reductase. The transcript is spliced from 10 exons. Gene Ontology annotation, biological process: fatty acid metabolic process. The record is from RefSeq and is a predicted model, not a curated record. NCBI's taxonomy places the organism in Eukaryota, Metazoa, Chordata, Mammalia, Primates, Lorisidae. Bases 37 to 1059 code for a protein of 340 amino acids. Gene Ontology annotation, cellular component: mitochondrion. Gene Ontology annotation, molecular function: trans-2-enoyl-CoA reductase (NADPH) activity.
AGCAGGGCGUCUGGUUCUGUGUUAGCGGUAGAGAGCAUGUGGGUCUCCGGCUUGCUGUCCCUGGCGCGAACCCCAGCCAGGCUGCUGCGGGGUGUGCUGCCCGCUUCGGGCCACCGAGGGCCUGCCAUCUCCUCCUACUCCGCAUCUGCCGAGCCCUCCCGGGUCCGGGCGCUCGUCUAUGGGCACCACGGGGAUCCACCCAAGGUCGUCGAACUGAAGAACCUAGAGCUGGCUGCUGUGGGAGGAUCAGACGUCCAUGUGAAGAUGCUGGCGGCCCCUAUCAAUCCAUCUGACAUAAAUAUGAUCCAAGGAAAUUAUGGCCUCCUUCCCAAGCUGCCUGCUGUUGGUGGGAACGAAGGUGUUGGACAGGUGGUGGCCGUGGGCAGCAAUGUAACUAGUUUGAAGCCAGGAGACUGGGUGAUUCCAGCAAAUGCCAGUUUGGGAACCUGGCGGACUGAGGCUGUGUUCAGCGAGGAAGCAUUAAUGAGAGUUCCAAGUGACAUCCCUCUUCAGACUGCUGCCACCCUGAGUGUCAAUCCCUGCACCGCCUACAGGAUGUUGAUGGACUUCGAGCAGCUGCAGCCAGGCGAUUCUGUGAUCCAGAAUGCAUCCAACAGUGGAGUGGGACAAGCAGUCAUCCAGAUCGCCGCAGCCUUGGGCCUGAGGACCAUCAACGUGGUCCGAGACAGACCUGACAUCCAGAAACUAACUGACAGACUGAAGAAUCUAGGGGCUGAACACGUCAUCACAGAGGAAGAGUUAAGAAGGCCUGAAAUGAAAAACAUCUUUAAGGACAUGCCCCAGCCACGGCUUGCUCUCAACUGUGUCGGCGGGAAGAGCUCCACAGAGCUGCUGCGGCAGUUAGGGCCUGGAGGAACUAUGGUGACCUAUGGAGGGAUGGCCAAGCAGCCCAUCAUAGCCUCUGUGAGCCUGCUCAUUUUUAAGGAUCUCAAACUUCGGGGCUUUUGGAUGUCCCAGUGGAAGAAGGACCACAGUCCAGACAUGAUUCCUGGAGUUUGUGCAGCAUCUUUGACCAUGUUGAAAAUGGGAUGGCAGUAAGAUCAAAGCCUGGCUCGCUGACACCCAGAGCCCACGUGCUUACCUUGGGACUAGCUUUACCUGAGAAAUAAGUUUCUAUCUUAUUUAAGGCCCUAAUAUUCAGGGUUUCACUGAACCUAAUCCUAAGUGAUAUAAAUUCAUUGAUUUAACUUAUUGAAAACAAGACAUCUGAAGCUGAGAAAGUGAAUUGUGGCUGUUUAUGAUUUCCAGUUAAGAAAUCUGGGCUUUAUCCUGUUAGCAGCAGAGACAAAAAUUUCUGAGCCAGAAGAUAAGAACUAUGCUUUGGAAAAUCCUUCCGGCAGCAGUUUAGGGGACAAUUUGGAGGAGGGAGGCACUAGAGAAAAUCAGACUCCCAGCCUCUGAAUUUCAGAUGAGUAAACCCCCGCCCUUUCUCUAAAUUUCAAAGACCAGCUAGGGGUUCCAACAUUUAAGAAGCCAGCAGAGGUAAAGGAAACUGAGACAAAGCAUAAUGUCAAAAAAGAAUAUGACUUAAAAUCAUCUUUUCUAUUUUUUCAUUUAGUUGGUUGAUUGGUUUUGCUUUUCUUUGAGACAUGGUCUUGCUCUGUCACUUGGGCUAGAGGACAGUAGCUCAUCAUAGCUAAUUGCAACCUCAAGCUCUUGGGCUCAAGCAAUCCUCUUGCCUCAGCCUCCCAAGUAGUUGAGACUACAGGCAUGUGCCGCUGCACCCAGCUAAUUUUCUGUUCUUAGUAGAGACAUGGUUUUGCUCUUGCUCAGGCUAGUUUUGAACUCCUCCAUGCUAGGAUUUCAGGUGUGAGCCACUGUGCCCAGCCUAUCUCUUCUAUUCUUUACAAAUGUAGGAGGAUUGUUUUUAAUUUUCAAACUAAAUAAUAUCUAUGGAGUAGGGACAGCUCUUCUGGCCCACUAAGUAAACAAUAUCUUUUUUAAAAGGCUAAAGGAGGAACCCUUGGCACCAGAAAAUUAAAAGACAAAACAGGCAUUACCUCCUAAAUCAAAAGGCUUCACGAUUCUGCUGCCUCUCCAGGGCCUCUUCUGGGACCACCUAUCUUGUAACCAUCUUUAGCCACUGCCUCAAUAUUGGUGAAUAUGUUACGUUUUGGGAGGUGAGCCCACUUUCUUCAGGGGAAGACUGAAGACUGGGAGAAAAGGGUUCUUACAUUAACCUGUGUGUGCCAAGCAUUCCUGUCCUGCGCAUGAAAACUCUUAGCAACACCUGCCAGCUCCAUACUUACUGGCAGGUGCCACGGACACUGGGUCCAGCCCCAGCAGCUAAAAAUGGUGGAGAAGAAAGAUUCAGUCCUGACACAGCAUCUGCCUGCAUGUGAAGGCAGGAACUUUCUUGGGACUACAGCAGGGCUAGCCAAAAGGUAAGGGAGAAGGAGACACUGCCAUCUUCUGAAAGAGAAGAAUAAAGCCUUCCUCGUGCCCAUAACUUUUCUGUACACAAAUACAUUCACAUGCAUCUUCAUUUGAUUUUUACAACUUUUCCUGUAUUAUUGAGAUGUUACUAUCACCAACUUACAAGAGAAGAUCACAUAGCAGGUAGCAGAACUGGCACUAGAAUUCAGUUUCCCUGACACUGUCUGGUCACCAAACCAGUCCCAAUUCUUUUUGCCCCACAGUUGGCCUUGGAACUCCCUCUAUCCUCAAGACUUCUUGAUAAUGUUCUUGACAUGUGAACUUUAAUAGUCAUGUCAACCAGAAGAGUUCAAAUUUUCCUGAGUCUGUGUCUCAUGGAAAAAAAAAAAAAGAAUCAAGAGGCCAUUGAAGUAAUUCAGGUAAGAGAUCAUUUAUUCAUUCAAUAAAUAUUUUAAACACUGACUAUGUGAAAGGCAUUGUUGUAGGUACUGGGACUACAUCAGGAGACAAAAAAACAUGGCCCCUGAUACCAGCAAAGUUACAUUCUAGUGGAAGAGAAAGACAGUGAAGGAGAAGAUAAAUAAGGUAAUUGCAGACUACAUAGUAAGUGCUGUAAAGUAUGAUGCCAGAGGGAACUUGAGAUAAGGUGGGCCAGGAAGGUCCAAGGCCUGAAUAGGAAAGAACCAGUCACAUUACAAGUAGAGGGGCAGCACCUAUAAAACCCCUGAUAUGUCACCAGUAUGAGGUCUCCACUAGAUCAGGAAGUGGGAAUGGAGAGAAGUGGAUGAAUUUGUGAAUAUUUGGAAGGAAGAAUCAAAAGGACAGACUAAAUGGCUUGGCACUCGUGUUCAAUGGUUAGGGCACAGACUACAUACACCGGAGCUGGUGGGUUCAAACCCAGCCAAGCCUGCUGAGCAACAAUGACAACUACAACAAAAAAAUAACCAGGCGUUGUGGUGGGCACCUGUAGUCUCAGCUA